Messenger RNA from Coniophora puteana RWD-64-598 SS2, 1695 nucleotides. RefSeq lists its product as uncharacterized. Bases 106 to 1398 code for a protein of 430 amino acids. NCBI's taxonomy places the organism in Eukaryota, Fungi, Basidiomycota, Agaricomycetes, Boletales, Coniophoraceae. Gene Ontology annotation, molecular function: metal ion binding. The transcript is spliced from 7 exons. The record is from RefSeq and is a predicted model, not a curated record.
CCCCGCUCAAGCAGAGGAAGCUUAGCGCUAAGCUACAGCCCCUCAUUUCACGUUCCCUCGUGCCUCUUCCUGUACACAUACAUCCUGUACUUUCUUAGGUAAUCCAUGUCCUCCACCUCCUCUGUCACUGCCGUCAGCGUCUCCGAGCACCAGCUCUGGGAAGACACGCUCUCCACACUCCUGAGCUUAUCGGACUCUAUGCGCAAACGCAAUGCCGAGCUCGAGGCCCGCGUCGCUGAUCUCGAGGUCGAGCUCUCCGUCUGGAAGCAGGCCCACUCCAACACCCUUGAGGACGCCAGCCGCGACUCGAAGACCAUGAAGGCCCGCCUCGCCACGCUCAACGGCCAGGUUGCGAGCAUGGAGACGUUCAUGAACCAGAACCAGCUCGUGCUGUGCGUCAUUGACGGCGAUGCGUGCGUCUUCGACGAGGCUCUUCUCCAGCAGGGCCUCGAAGGCGGCCGCCUCGCCGCACAGCGCCUCACCAAGGCUGUGGCGGACUUCCUCACCCUCGAGGAGGAGUGUGUGCUCGGCCGUCUCUCUUUCUGGGUUUCUGUCUAUUUCAACCGCUCGGCGCUCGUCAACUCUCUGGCGAGGACCAGCACAUGCAGUGUGGAGCAGUUUAACGCCUUUCUCAUGGGCUUCGGUCAGGCUUCGCCCCGGUUCCUGCUUGUCGAUACCGGCUACGGAAAGGAGGGGACGUAUGCGAAGAUUGCGGAGUACCUGCAGACGUAUAUUCGCUUCCCGCAGACACAGCGUGUCUUCUUCGCUGGCGGUCGAUCCUCGGCACAUGAGUCUACGCUGAUGGCGCUCAACAAGGACAAGUUACUCGGAAAACUCGUCCUCAUGGAGGAGCGUCCCUCGAUGAUGCUUCCCUUGUCGCCUGUCAGCCUAGUGGACGAAGCCUUUCUCCCACCGCUGCCUCGCCUGCGCCUCGAUGGGCUCUUCAUGCGCGAUGAGCUUAACGCGACCAAGGGACCUCUCCCACUUCACAUUGAUGUCGGAACUCCGUCACGCAUGGUAUGCAUGAGUGGAGGGCUGCCAACUCCACGCUCGCCUCCAAACACGGCACCUCCAACCAUUAGCGGAAGCCGCUUCGUUGACCCCUCCUUGCCCCUUCAUAAACAGACGCCACCGCCCUGUAACGAAUUUUAUCUUAUGUCUUGUACUAAAGGCGGGAGCUGCAAGUAUUCGCACGAGUACCUGCUUACUGUCGAGCAACUUGCAACGCUCGGCGCAAACGCCCGGAAGGCGCCGUGUAAUUUCCUCAAGAAUGGCCUGCCAUGCCCAUAUGGCGAGCGGUGCUGCUGGGGCCAUGUGUGCCCUAAUGGGAACAAGUGCUUCCACCUUAGCAAGGGCAAGUGCUGGUUCAAGGGCGAAUGUAUGCAUCCGCCCGUGUAACGUCAAACUGUCACCAACUUGGAUUCCAAAGUUCUGCGUAAAUCAAAAAAUGGAACACGCGCAGUUUCAAUAAUUCCGUAUUCGCCGGACCGCUUGUUAUUCGGUCUGUGCAGUGCAGUGUACCGUCCUGUCAUCGCUAUACCUUUCUCCGCUCUCGUGAUAUACUCGCUAUCUAUCAUCUGCACCAACCGGCAAACACAAUACCAGGAGCAUUGGAUCUUAUUGGCGCGUUCUGUUUUUUACAGCGUCAAUGUUCAACGUUUAACCAGCUCCACGAUUUUUCACGUUCUAUUUACU